GUGACUGCUGUUGAACGCUUAAUAAACAAUCACGUUGGUUACCUUUGAACGAAGCAGCGAAGCUAAAACAUGGACGGCGAGAAACUUCAGGAUCAAACAAAUUCUAAGGUAGUAGGAAGCUCCCACGAAGCUCUUCCAUCAAGCAACGAUGAUACCAGCCAUUCUUCAAUAAGUGAACCUCAACCUACUGUUUCUUCACAAGAUGUGUCUACACAUGCUAUCUUCCAUCAGGAAGGAAGUGAUGUAACGUCAAGUUGUAAUACAACAAAUGAUCAACAACCUGUGACGAUAAACAACCCAGAAGAUGUUCAUUUUUACCAGCAAACUGACCAUUUUCACCAGCAAACACAUCAAGAGUUACAUCUUCAUCAGAAAACUCAACAUUUUCACCAGCAAACAAACGUGCUUCAAGUUCUCUACCCAACAGUGCAAAAUUUGAAUAUUGAACAACAACAACAACAUUUGCCGCUUCUUGUACAAAAUCAAGAGCAACAAUACAUAUCCCAACAACCGCAACCAAAUCUGCCACAAUACACAAACAGGCAACCAAUACCAUUCCAUGUACUUAACCCAGCACAGCAGCAUCGUCAACACAUUCACCGCCAACCAGGACCACAGACUCCCCAUGCUCAUACACUUGCUUUAGCUGGAAAACUUGAACAGAUAAUGAGAAAAAAAACUGUUCAAUUCUACGGAGAAAUCAUCUUGCCACCAGGAGUUUUAGUUCCAGGCUGUUCCAUUGAGCCUGUACCUCUUCAAUUGGCAACAGCUCGCCAAAUAGCAGAUAAUGAAUGGGAGCGAAAUAAGAAUCAACGACAAAAAUUGCAUCGAAUGUACAUACCACAAGGUUCCAUACAGAUUGAAGAUUUGUUUGAGGAGGCAAAACAAGUUGCGCAGCAAGAUGUCAGAUACAAGAAUCGGGAAGCUAAGUCAGAGUAUAUUAAAAAAUUCGGUAAUAUUGUUUCUGUGAUUGGAUUACCUGGGAUUGGCAAAAGCACGCUCACAAAGAUAAUUGCCAAAUGUAUUGUUAAAGAUAAAACAAUGAAACCAGAUACACAGUUUGUGUUUCCAAUUUCACUGAAGAACUUUAACCCUAAUGAAAAAAUUACUCUGUUGCAAUUCCUUCUACAUGACAACUUGAGUGAGUGGAAUCAUUCUGAUGAAGAAAACAAAGCUUUGGUUCAAUUCCUGUACAACAAUCGUAAUGUUGUUCUAUUGAUUGAUGGAUUGGAUGAACUGAAUAUAACUCAAGCUGGCAGAAGUUGUUACCAUUGCCAAUUAGAUAGCAAAGAAUAUCCAGAGGUCUUUGUCAAAAACUUGUUGAUGGGCAGGCUUCUACCUAAUGCUGCGAAAGUUAUCACAUCAAGACCAGGUCAGUUUUACGAGCUUCACCCUGAUUAUCGACAAGGUUUGGUUUCUGAGGUGCAUGGUAUGGAUAAACCUGCAAAAAAGAAUCUUACUAAACAAAUAUGUGGUGAAGCCAAUCUUGAAAAUGUUGAGAAAUUAUUGGCAGAGCGUCCAAACUUAGAUGCCCUUUGCUAUGUACCAGUCCAUUGUAUUCACAUUGUAGCUUGUCUCCAUUCAAGUGUGUCAUCGGGUCAUGAGAUCAAUUCAAUGACUCAGGUGUUCCUCUUUACUCUCACCAACUACAAAGCUUCGGAUCAUGUAAGAACAAGCAUGUCAGAACGAGAAGUUGGGCACGAACUGGUAAAACUUGCUCACCUUGCAUACAAAGGACUUGCUCAAAGAAAAUUGGUGUUUCAGCAAGCCGACUUUGAAGAAGUGGGAAUCAACGAACAAACUGUUGAUAUAUUUCUGCACACCUAUGUUGAAAAGUCCCAUCAUUUAAAAAUGAGAAUCUUGGAAGGAAAGAAACGAAGUUACUUCAUUCACCUUAUCUGGCAUGAGUUUUUCUCAGCAGGGCAUCUAUUGUUAUUCAUGUCAGAAGAAAGAUUCCGCAGAUGUAUGGACACUUUCAAACAUCCACAUUGGGAAGUCGUGACCCGAUUUAUGUUUGGUAUUUGUAACUCCACUUCAUACGAGGAUCUGAAAGUGAUUUUCCCAGCUUCGAUGAUUAAAGAUUAUAAGGAGAAAAAGGAGAUUCUCAUGUCUUUAAUUCCAGGUCAAUACCAGGUUCCCAAAAAUUAUGGCCGCUACCAAAUUGAAGAUAUGGUCAGAUAUGCAGGUUGGGUCCAUGAAGCAAACGAUGAAGAAAUAUCCAAAAGAUUUGAAGAGAGUUUGCCUAAGGUUAUACAUAUGCCAGUUCCUAGGUUUCUUACAGAAGUUUCUGAUGUUGUUUUUGCUUUGAACACAUUCACAACUCCUCAUUCUCUCAUUGUCAAUAUUUCUGAAACAGAUGGGUCAGCAGGGGAAUCUUUUCUUAGAGGAAUAUAUGGGAGUCAGGCAAAGAUCAAAGUGUUAGAUAUAAAGGCUGUAAAGAUAACAGACUCGUUCACACAAGCCCUUCUUCCUCAUCUUGAUGUGAUGGAUAAGCUUGACUUGGAUGAGUGGUGUCUUUCUAUACAGAAUCGUAUCAUCUUACAUGAAGCUAUUCAAGGACUAAAAAACCCAAAAAGUUUAAAAGUGAAUCGCAUCAAUGGUGAUCGAUGGUCAAAGUAUUGGUUUUUGCAUGAAGAUCAACCAGAUGAUGUAAUGCAAAUCUUACAACUUUCACCUGGAAAAAUUAAAAGAUUAGAUAUCCGAUCAUCAAGCAUGUCAGAUUCAACGACACAAGCCCUUCUUCCCCAUCUUGAUGUGAUGGAUAAGCUUGACUUGGAUGAGGAGAAACUUUCGACACAAAAUCGUAUCAUCUUACAUGAAGCUGUAAGACGACUAAUGAACCCAAAAGAUUUGAGAGUAAAUGACACCAAUGCUGAUCAAUGGUCGAAGGAUUGGAAGUGUUGGAGAUUGAAUGAGGAACUAACAGUGAGAGGUGCAAUGAAAAUACUUCAACUUUCCCCUGGAAAGAUCAAAAUACUACACAUGGCCAAUGUUAAAAUAACAGAUUCAAUGACACAAGCCCUUCUUCCUCAUCUUGAUGUUAUGAAUAAGCUUGACUUGGAUGAGCAGACACUUUCUGCACAAAAUCGUAUCAUCUUACAUGAAGCUGUUGAACGACUAACAAACCCACAAGGUUUGACAGUGAAUGACAUCAAUGGUGAUCGAUGGCCAAAGGAUUGGAAAAUGUAUUCUGAUCAACCAGAUGAUGAUGUAAUGCAAAUCUUACAACUUCCACCUGGAAAAAUCAAAAAAUUAAAUAUCUUGGAUGUGGAGAUGACAGAUUCAACGACACAAGCCCUUCUUCCUCAUCUUGAUGUGAUGGAUAAGCUUGACUUGGAUGAGAAGAAACUUUCUGCACAAAAUCUUAUCAUCUUACAUGAAGCUGUUGAACGACUAACAAACCCACAAGGUUUGACAGUAAAUGGCAUCAAAGGUGAUCGAUGGUCAAAGUAUUGGGAAGUGUAUGAAGAUCAACCAGAUGAUGAUGUAAUGCAAAUCUUGCAACUUCCACCUGGAAAAAUCAAAGAACUAAAUAACAAAAACGGGAAGAUGACAGAUUCAACGACACAAGCCCUUCUUCCUCAUCUUGAUGUGAUGGAUAAGCUUGACUUGGAUGAGGAGACACUUUCUGCACAAAAUCUUAUCAUCUUACAUGAAGCUGUUAAACGACUAACAAACCCACAAGGUUUAACAGUGAAUGGCAUCAGCGGUGAUCACUGGGAAAAGCAUUGGAAAGUGUAUGAAGAUCAACUAAAUGAUGAUGUUUUGCAAAUACUAAAGAUUCGAUCUGGAAAGAUCAAAGUACUAGAGAUCAAAGAUGUGUGGAUGACAGAUUCAAUGGUACAAGCCCUUCUUCCUCAUCUUGAUGUGAUGGAUGAGCUUGGUUUGGAAUCUAGGCCCAAUGACAUGAACCUGAACCUCUACAUGGAAGAUAUAUCCAGGAAAAUAAUGGAUCGCCAAAGCAAGAUUAUUAUACGUCUGGGUAUCCACUUGCUGGAAACCAUUGGUUCAAUGUCUUGGUAAAAUAUCGAAACUACAGCUUGACAUGGGAUACAUUUCAAAAGAAGAGCUUCAGUUAUUGGAAGAAGAGAUUCAACAACUUCCUUGCCCGCAGGACUUUACCUUGAAAGUAAUAGAUGUUCCCGAUGAAUAUAGUGAAGAUUCUUAUUUUCCGGGCCUCUAUUCUGAUGACGAUUAUUAUGAUAGUGAUAGCGAUUAUUAGAUUGAAUAUUAAAGUAGUUCAUUCGAAUUAAAACAAAUCUUUAUAUAUUGUUUGACAACAAAUGUUGUAUCUUAGUAGGCCAAAAAAUUGCCUACUUUAUAAGCACUUAUUAUACUAUAUUUAUAGUAUCAUUAUAGUGAGGCGUUUUGGGUGUCAUCUAUUCCAUUUUGUUUGUUGUCAACAUUGCAAUAAAAUAUGUUAAACACGG
Messenger RNA from Ciona intestinalis (vase tunicate), 4430 nucleotides. The record is from RefSeq and is a predicted model, not a curated record. Lineage: Eukaryota; Metazoa; Chordata; Ascidiacea; Phlebobranchia; Cionidae.